AUGUCGACGUGGGAAAGAAGUGCUGAAGCAUGCCGCAAUGCGCCAGAUAUGAUGCUUACUUGCUUGUCGUACCCUAUCUAUCAGACACUGGAUUUGGGAAGAUGUGGCAUGAUGGGAUCCACCGGUAUAGAAAUGAGAAAAUCGCAGAUCACUCGAAUUCAAUUAGCAAACAACAGCAGCAUCACUGAUAUCAUGGAUCGAAGAUCAGUCAGUUGA
Molecule: messenger RNA, 216 nt
Organism: Brugia pahangi
Lineage: Eukaryota; Metazoa; Nematoda; Chromadorea; Rhabditida; Onchocercidae
Source: the annotation of a GenBank genome assembly